CAACAUUCUAACAGUGCUCUGUGCACCCACCAACUGGUCUUUCCAAUUUGCAAGACGCUGAAACCAGAGAGCUGUAUAUAAUGACGAGAUGCUAAUGUCUCCGCCCUAACAAUUGGAGUCUUUGUUCUAAAUGCGGGAAGGCAGGCGACAAGUUUAGGUCUGCAUCCUAUUCCCAUAGAAACGAAUUGGGUUUAUUUUGGACCGAUUUUGGCGAGUUAGCCCUCUCCCUUCACGGCUUCCUCUGUCGUGAAAUGUAUCACAGUAGAAAGUACCCGUGCGAGCGAAACACCGCCUCUCUAUUUGUAGCCAAUGUAGGCCUAUCUGAUGCUGUCUGGCCAUAAAUAGUAUGACAUGCCAUACACUUUUCGUGCAGACAGCAUCAGAUACAUGGUCUACACAUACUGAGAUAGAGGGGCACUGUUUCGCUUGAUACGAUGCUUUAACUUUCGGCGUGCAUGUCGGUGAAAUAAAUGAUCUCAAUAUUUCAAUAUUUUAUUUGGAUGGGCAAGGUACGGUAGGGCGGGCCAUGCCCGGCCCCCUAAGGGCGGCUCAUAACGCCGACCCUGCAUUCAGCAACUUUUAUUUUUACUAGCAAAUAGCACUAUAUCUAUUCUAUACAUCUGUUAACGAAAUGGGCCACUAUUCUAAUAAUUGCUCUCAUGACUUGGAUACAUUUUGGGAUAAAUCCAUAAAUAAAUGUGUGCCAUGUCAUCAACAUCAAAAUCAUCCGAUUCGACCAGGGUACGAAUUUAGUCCAAACUGUGGCAUGCAUGAUGAUGGGGGAAGAUCGGAAAAACCGUAUCGAUCGUGUGCUGCACUGACCUUCAAUAACGGGAGCUUCGUGAAAUGCCAACCCUGUUCUAGCUGCCCUCCAAUCCAUCAAAAGCUGUCAGAAUGCAACGCAACUACAGACACGCAAUGCUGCGGAGCGAGGGACCAGACAGGCUGUUGGAAAGGAGCCCUGAGUACCAUGACUCAACAGGUCCAACGGUCAACAACGUUAAGGGUCCAAGUGUCAACAUCAAAUCCCACCACAGCCAAACACAUUGAUCCGAGAGUACCUGGUGAUUCACAUGUCAACCAUCAGACUGCAUGGAUAGUGCUUACUGUCAUCUUGGUUUUCUCUGUACUUGCAUUUCUCUUAUUCAUCUAUAUUAAGAAGAGAAGGAGAAGAUCAAGAGCCUUUUGCAGCAGAGAUAAGGAGAAUACGCUGUGCUUCAAGGUCAGCCUUAAAGACUGCCUCCCAUCAGACAAUAUCCUGUAUACCAACCAACAGUCACGGAGCAGUAAGAGAGCAGAGGUUGCGCUCCUACAGUCAGAGACCAGGAGCCUAGAGGACCUUUUGAGUCCUGACCUCCAGUCGGCGCCACUGCAGACGGUUCUGGACAACUUGGAUGUUCUAGAGGAGCUUGUGAUUCUGCUGGACCCGGAGAGACCUGGGGUGAAGAACACCAGCCACCUAGCAUCUCGCUGCUCCUUCCCCGCCACCUGGAUCACCUACACCUACUCCCUGAGGGACAGCAAGAGCCCCCUGAGGGCCGUGCUGGAGGGGGUCACCACCAAGCACCCAGAGUGGACUGUAGGACACCUGGCCAGGCACCUGAGAGAGAUGGACCGGAACGAUGCAGUGGCGGUGCUCACCAAGCUCACCUUGCUUAAGGUUGUCUAGUCUGAGUGUGUUCUGUGUUGGGUCCGGAAAAUAUGUUAACCCCAGUGUCCUGGCCAAGUUCCCAACCUGGCCCUCACACAAUCAUGACCACCUAAUCAUUAUCAUCUUAUAUCAAAUGUAUUAUCACCAUGAUUCUAUCACCAACCAAUGAUAUUGCUGUAUUUAUACAGAAAUUAAUGUAAUAUCUGCAUUUGUUGUUUAAUUCACUUUUCAAAUGACCAAGUCUGAUUUGUUCAAACAUCUUCACAUCUUUAUUAAGCAAAUAACAUUAUAAAUAAAAAAAGUGCAUAGAAAAAUUAAACGGGUUUAGAAAUAUGUAUACAAUUAUUUACAAACUCAGGAUUUAUUUGUACAAGGUAACAAAGACAAGUUCACACAUAUUUUCUAGUUUUUAUGUAUUUUACACUUUGUUAUACUUUAAAAUAACCCUACCAUAUAGAACAUACAGCUUUCUGAACCAGUUCUGGGAGAGGUCGUCAUGGUAACUUCAGGUUUCCAACUAGUGCUUUCAAUGCUUCAUCGAACACACAGGCCAGCUCUGCAGGACAUUAAAACCAAGUUCCUCUUAUUAUAUUAUCAUCCUCUUUUUUGCAUUAGUAUUCUUUAACAUCGUUCAGAACAACUGAGGUAGAAUCCUGGCAAGAGGUUGGGGAGUGGAGUGGGCAUAGAGAAACGUACUGCUCUGAUUGAUGUUCCCACAUCCAGUUUUCAGCAGAAAAGGAAGCUAGGUUAAGGAUAGCUGUAUCUCUGAAAACCAGAUGCAUCCUGUUAUUGGCAAACUCUGCUAAGGGUGUUAGAUGAUUGACACAUGGGAAUACAGGCUCCAUCUCACCGAUUGGUCGCGCAGGCAGGCGGGCUUAAGAUCUUCCUUACUGGGUAUUAAAAUUCCAAAAGGACAGUGCUCAUUUCCUUUAGAAUAUUAUCUUUAGCUUGAAGGGUUCUCUGUAGUACGCAGAUGGGAAGAAUAGCGUGGGCUCGUAUGCUUGAUAUUCUCCUGUUAUAAGGCCUGCCGAAUACUAAGGCCUGCUGUACUCUCUCCAUGAAAAUUCUACCAGAACAAAGAAAUACAAUAAAAAAAAACAAUU
Molecule: messenger RNA, 2754 nt
Organism: Coregonus clupeaformis (lake whitefish)
Lineage: Eukaryota; Metazoa; Chordata; Actinopteri; Salmoniformes; Salmonidae
Product: IGF-like family receptor 1
Exons: 7
Coding region: 632-1669 (345 amino acids)
Molecular function (GO): protein binding
Source: RefSeq, a predicted model, not a curated record